Messenger RNA from Nerophis ophidion (straightnose pipefish), 3612 nucleotides. Its product is annotated as integrin beta-1-like. Gene Ontology annotation, molecular function: laminin binding; fibronectin binding; collagen binding involved in cell-matrix adhesion. The transcript has 16 exons. Bases 363 to 2762 code for a protein of 799 amino acids. Gene Ontology annotation, biological process: cell adhesion mediated by integrin; cell migration; cell-matrix adhesion. The record is from RefSeq and is a predicted model, not a curated record. Gene Ontology annotation, cellular component: focal adhesion; cell surface; integrin complex. Lineage: Eukaryota; Metazoa; Chordata; Actinopteri; Syngnathiformes; Syngnathidae.
ACAUUACACGAAGAAGAGGAGGUUCGUUUACGGAGGGGGGCAAACAACACCACCAGGGGCUAAAAGACUUCCUCGCUGGGAGGCAGGAAUAAGGACGAUUGUGGGGGUGUAACGUGCUCCUACCAGUCGAUGACUCCUCGCUCUUGUGUCUAUUUUGUAGGCGAUGACUAAAUAUUAGCGGUAAAGACAAGCCCCGCUCUUAAAAAGUUGUCACAUUUUGACAGGAAACAAGCGAACACCCGACAAGCUCUUUGCUAAGCUCACUUCGCUACCUACAAGUUGAAUUAUCUUGUUUUUUUAAGAAGGCAUUUUAAGGAUUACAUGUUACUGUGACUCCAAGACAAGAACGCGUCAAUAUAAAGAUGGAUCUGCGGUUAAUUGGGCUAGCGUUGUUGUUAGCGCUACUAGGUGGCAGCGGAGCGCAACAAGAGGGAAGCUCGUGCAUCAAGGCUAACGCUCAGUCGUGUGGGGAUUGCAUCCAAUUGCCCGAGUCAUGCGGAUGGUGUACGGAUGAGGGCUUCCUCUCGGUCGGCGAGUCAAAGUCCGCCCGCUGUGACGACAUUGAGUCCCUAAAAGCCAGGAAGUGCGACGUGACCAAGAUUGAGAACCCACGCGGGAGCAUUACCAUCAACAAGGACAUACCUGUCACCAACCGCAACAAGGAUCAGACAGAUAAGCCCAAGCCUGAGCAGAUCACACAGAUUCAGCCCCAGAAACUCACUCUGACGCUCAGAUCGGGAGAGCCUCAAACUUUUGAUCUGAAAUUCAAGCGAGCGGAAGACUACCCUAUCGACCUCUACUACCUCAUGGACCUGUCCUUCUCCAUGAAGGAUGAUCUGGACAACGUCAAGAACCUUGGAACAGACCUGAUGAAGGAAAUGCAGACCAUCACCUCUGACUUCCGGAUUGGCUUCGGCUCCUUCGUGGAGAAGACGGUGAUGCCUUACAUCAGCACCACUCCUGCCAGGUUUAAGAACCCCUGCACGGGCAACCAGAACUGUACCAGCCCUUUCAGCUACAAGAACGUCCUCAAGCUGACCAACAAGGGGGACGAGUUCAACCAGCUCGUCAGUCAGCAGCAGAUCUCAGGGAACCUGGACUCUCCUGAGGGAGGCUUCGACGCCAUCAUGCAGGUGGCCGUGUGUGAGGAGCAAAUCGGCUGGAGGAACGUCACCCGCCUGCUGGUGUUUUCUACCGACGCUGGGUUCCAUUUUGCUGGGGAUGGAAAGCUGGGCGGCAUCGUCCUCCCCAAUGAUGGAAAGUGUCACCUGGAGAACAACAUGUACACCAUGAGUCACUACUACGACUACCCCUCCAUCGCCCAUUUGGUGCAGAAGCUGAGCGACCACAACAUCCAGACCAUCUUUGCCGUCACGGAGGAAUUCCAGCCGGUUUACAAGGAGCUGAAAAAUCUCAUUCCCAAAUCGGCCGUCGGCACGCUGUCGUCCAACUCCAGCAACGUGAUCAAGCUCAUCAUCGACGCUUACAACUCUUUGUCGUCUGAAGUCAUUCUGGAAAACAGCAGGCUCCCAGAAGGCGUUUCCAUCACCUACAAGUCCAUCUGUAAGAAUGGUGUGGAGGGAACCGGCGAGAACGGCAGGAAGUGCUCCAACAUCUCCAUCGGAGAUGAAGUCACCUUUAAGAUCUCAAUCGAGUCCCAGAAGUGUCCAGCACAAGGCAAGGCCGAGAGCAUAAAGAUCAAACCUCUGGGUUUCACAGAGGAGGUGGAGGUGGUCCUCAACUUCAUUUGCAACUGCCAGUGCUCCACUGAGGGCAAGCCCAACAGCAAGAAGUGUGACAAGGGCCACGGCACCUUCGAGUGCGGCGCCUGCAAGUGUAACGAAGGGCGUAUCGGGCGCCUAUGCGAAUGCAGCACUGACGAGGUGCGGACGGAGGACUUGGACGCCAACUGCAGGAAGGACAACGGCACCGACAUUUGCAGCAACAACGGCGACUGCGUGUGCGGAACCUGCGAGUGUAAGAAGAGGGAGAAUGCCGCCGAGAUCUACAGUGGGAAGUACUGCGACUGUGACAACUUUAACUGCGACCGCUCCAACAACAAGCUCUGCGGAGGACACGGGCGCUGCGAGUGCCGUGUGUGCAUUUGCGACAACAACUACACAGGAAGUGCCUGCGACUGCUCCCUGGACACGUCCACCUGCUUGGCCAAGAACGGUCAGAUCUGCAACGGGCGUGGCACAUGCAACUGCGGCAUCUGCAAAUGCACCAAUCCGAAAUUCCAAGGCCCCACCUGCGAGAUCUGCCCCACCUGCCCCGGGGUUUGCGCCGAGCACAAGGAGUGUGUGCAGUGUCAAGUUUUCCAGGCCGGCGAGAAGAAGGACACGUGCGAGCGCGACUGCAGCGACUUUGUGUUUAUCAAGGUGAAGGACCGUUCAAAGAUGCCUCAACCCACCGACCAGAGCUUCCCGCUGACCCACUGCAAGGAGCGCGACGCCAACGACUGCUGGUUCUACUACACCUUCGCCAUCAGGAACGACACCAAGGAGGUCUACGUGUUGGAGAUGCUGGAGUGCCCAGCCGGCCCCGACAUCAUCCCCAUCGUGGCGGGCGUGGUAGCGGGCAUCGUACUGAUCGGCCUGGCCCUGCUGCUCAUCCUCAAGCUGCUCAUGAUCAUCCACGACCGCCGAGAGUUUGCCAAGUUCGAGAAAGAGAAGAUGAACGCCAAGUGGGACACGGGGGAGAAUCCCAUCUACAAAAGUGCUGUUACGACGGUGGUCAAUCCAAGGUACGAAGGCAAAUGAUGGAGCACUGUCUUCUCUGCCAUGGAAACACUGUAUGGAGGAGCAAAAGAACCUGGGCUGGUCUGAAUGAGGGGAGGCAGCAGGCUGUAAUUUUCUCACUUUUUAAUACUUUUUUUUCUGCUCACCAAAUGUUAGUCCUACUAUUUCAUUUGGUCCCAAUAACUCUGGCUAUGCAACAUCCCCAUUUUGUACAGUCUUGUCUAUGUAUGGGCUUUUAUUCCUAUUUUGUAUGGUUUUAAAUGCUUUUAAAUGUGUGUGGUACGGAACCUUAGGUUUUUUGUUUUUGUUUUUUCGUGAAGUCAUUUUUGUAAGAAGUUGUCAUAAGAAAGAUUCUAGUUUAACACAGACGUGUACGCAACAUGAGUGUAGUGUUUGUCGUCCCUUGCAGAGCUAAAGUGUUAUGUCUGGGUUCUGUGUGAAGCCAUAUGAAUGUUCACGGAGCACGGGUGCUUGUUUCCCAGCAUGCAACAAUCAGUUGAAAAGGAAAAGACAGAUGUACUUUUAAUUGUUGUCUUUAGUGCCACCUUUUGAGUUUUUUUCAAAGCCAACUCAGGUCCUUAACUCUUGACAGCAUUGCCAAAUAAUCACAUACAUGCCUUUUUAUUUCUUUUUCUUUGACAUUAGUAACUCAAUGGCAACGUAAAGUCACAGGACAUAACGAUUGUCAUCUAGAUCAGGGGUUAGGGAACGUUGUAGAUUUAUUUCAAUGUUUUUUUUUAAUGUUAAGACCGAAAGAUUCCAUUUUAUGGUGUUUUCAAAAUGUCCUUUUUUUUAAGAAAAAUUACACAUCCACAAUUGCCAUUCUUGUACUUCAUUAAUUAUUUAUUGAAUAAAAAAAAUCUAAUAAUUA